CGUCCAGGCCCAGAGGGAGUCAUUUUGUUGGCGUUUGAGUCGGCCAAGAAGUCAACAUGGCCAAAGUCCCCGACCUGUUCGAAGACCUGAGGAACUGCUACAGUGAGAGCGAAGACUACAGUUCGGCCAUCGACCAUCUGUCUCUGCACCAGAAAUCCUUCUACGCGGCGAGCUACGACCCGCUUGGCGAGACCUGCGUGGACAAGCUGAUGUCUCUGGGCACCUCUGAAAGCUCGAAGAACUCCAAGCUGACCUUCAAGCAAAGCCUGGUGCUGGUGUCAGCCAACGGGAAGACGCUGAAGAAGAGACGGCUGAGCUUCAAUCAGCCCAUCUCCGAUGACGACCUGGAGGCCAUUGCCUACAAUGUGGAAGAAACCAUCAAGCCCCGGUCAGCGCCUCACGUCUUCCAGAGCAGUGGGAGUUACACCUACAGGAGGGUCAUCAAAGAGGAGUUCUUCCUGAAUGACACCCUCCACCAGAGUAUAAUCCAAGACCCGACAUCUCAGUACCUCAAGGCUACCUCGUUAAAUGACCGGGACCGUGAAGUGAAAUUCGACAUGAGCGCCUACAUUUCACCAGCAGAGGAUUCCAAAUUUCCAGUGACUCUAAGAAUCUCAAAAACGCGACUCUUCGUGAGCGCCCAAGAAGAAGACAAACCCGUGCUGCUCAGGGAGAUGCCAGAGACGCCAAAAACCAUCAAAGAGGGUGAGAACGACCUCAACCUCAUCUUCUUCUGGGAAAGGCACGGCGACCUGAACUACUUCACCUCGGCUGCCCAGCCUGCGCUGCUUAUUGCCACUAAGGUGGACAGUCCCGUGCACAUGGCAAGGGGACCACCCUCAAUGACAGACUUCCAGAUGUCAUGAAGCCAGCCUCCGCAGUGGGGCGCGCUCCCCUGUGAGCUGCCGACAGUCCGUAUGUACCGUGUACAUGAAGAAGUCGGAUUCUUUACUCUUAGUCAUGUGCUGAGAAUGGGCUGAGCCUUUGUAAUUCUAAAUGAAUGUUUACCCUCUUUGUAAGAGAAGAGCAAACGUAAUGGAAGCAACACUGACACAGAAUGCUAUUUGUUAUUUAGAGAACACCCUAUACUUUGCACAGUACCAAUCAUUUUAAUUACGAUUCUUCAUAUCAUUCUCAGAAGAGCCACAGGGCUACGGACUAUGGCUACCAAAAAAAUUCUACCCAUAUUACAGACAGGUUAACUAAGGCAUAAGAGAACCCAUAAGUACACACGGCAGCACUUGGAAUGAGAAGCCACAGACCCAGGAUUUCAUUUCCUCUCCGGGCCUUCUGCUUCUUAGUUGUGAUUGGACCCUUAAUCCAAUGGGAUACAUUUCUAGGACCUCGGUUUUAUCAUUUUCAAGAGGGAAAGAAUAGACAGGCACAGUGGCCCACCCCUGUGAUCCCAGUCACCCAGGAGACUAAGGCAGGAGGAUCUCUAGACCAAGGGCAGCUUCGGUGACCUUAGCAAGACCCUGUCUCAAAAUAAAUUACAAAAGGGCUGGACAUGUGGUUCAGUGGUAAAGCGACCCUGGGUUCAAUCUCCAGUAUCACAAAAAGAAGAUCAGUUAAUUAAUUAAAAUUAUUUUAAAGGGAGGGAAUAAUACCUUUAUCUUUCUGCCUCAAUGGCUUUUUUAUACCAAUCAGUGAGUGAGGUCAUUUUAGUAAAGUAUCUCUUGAAGCUGAGCCUAAGAAUGACAGACCAUAGAAUGUUAUUUAUAAAGUAUUAUUUAUAUGUGUAUAUGCAUGAGUAUAUUUAUUAACAUAUUUAAGAUAAUUAUAAGUUAUUAUUAUAUUUAUGGCAACUCCUUGCAUCCCCUGAGGGGAACAGGCACCCUCAGGAGCAGCAGAGCUCCCGGGCUGAGUUGGGGCACCCUGGUCCCAGGGGUGCUCUGCAUUCUAGUACCCGGGAGCCCUGUAAUUAUAGUAAUAAAUUUAUAUUAAUUACUCUGUGUGUGAGCUAGUAAUUAGGCCAGUCUUUCACUCCUCUGCCCUUAACCUUGCCUGACUCUGUCUUUCAACCUCACCUGUAAUCAAGUCCAACUAUCUAAAAUGGGAGGAGUUCAACCUGGCGACCCCAAGCCCAUCGUCACCUAGACUUUAUUUUCAGGGCUAUGAUUGAUAUUUCUUCUGGAUUCUAAAAAUGAUCAUCAAAUCAUACUGCUACACUAUUAUCCAUAAGAAUGACUGAUACAGUAUUAUCAAUCAUAAUUCAAUAAAGCAUCAAAUUUGAUCUGACACCUUGUUGUUAUCUUU
This is a messenger RNA of Sciurus carolinensis (gray squirrel), 2256 nucleotides long. It is a transcript of the gene Il1a, whose product is annotated as interleukin 1 alpha. The record is from RefSeq and is a predicted model, not a curated record. Gene Ontology annotation, cellular component: extracellular region. The transcript is spliced from 7 exons. Gene Ontology annotation, molecular function: cytokine activity; interleukin-1 receptor binding. Gene Ontology annotation, biological process: cellular response to lipopolysaccharide; regulation of nitric-oxide synthase activity; positive regulation of immature T cell proliferation in thymus. Lineage: Eukaryota; Metazoa; Chordata; Mammalia; Rodentia; Sciuridae. The coding region runs from base 57 to 866 and encodes 269 amino acids.